ACACAAGGUUAAUGUUCAUCUGUAGCGCACGUGUAGUAUAUGGAAAGCAGUGUUAAGGAAUUACAGCAACUCCUUUAACAGGCUGCAGGCAUCAAAGGGUGGCGGGGGGGGGCCUCUGCGCAGCUCUCCCGUUCAGCCCCAAAUCACAUGGGCUCUGUGCUGCCGCUGCAAGCUGACCGGAUCUCUGCCUCAACUGUCGGAGCUGCACAAACAGUGAUAGUGGGAGGUGUGGUGUGUGCAAGGGGAUACGCAGCUCUGUGGGAAGACUCUUUAGCAUUUAAAAUGGCCUCAGUCCUGCAGAAGCUGAUCACCCCGCUGCUCAGUGGUCCUCCUGAACCCUCAAGGAAUAAAGUGACAGUGGUGGGUGUGGGCCAGGUUGGCAUGGCCUGUGCUGUCAGCAUCCUGCUCAGAGAGCUGGCUGACGAGCUGGCCCUGGUGGAUGUGAUGGAAGACAAGCUGAAAGGAGAGAUGAUGGACCUGAAGCAUGGCAGUCUCUUCCUCAGAACACCCAAAAUAGUUGCAGACAAAGACUACUCUGUGACAGUGAACUCCCGCAUCGUGGUGGUGACAGCUGGAGUCCGUCAGCAGGAGGGGGAGAGCAGGCUGAACCUCGUCCAAAGAAACGUCAACAUCUUCAGGCACAUCAUCCCCCAGAUUGUCAGAUACAGCCCCGACUGCAUUAUUGUUGUUGUUUCAAACCCAGUUGAUGUGCUGACUUAUGUAACCUGGAAACUGAGUGGCCUUCCCAAGCACCGCAUCAUCGGUAGCGGCACCAACUUGGACUCGGCCCGCUUUCGCUUCCUGAUUGCUGACAAACUGGGAAUCCAUCCCAGCAGCUUCAACGGAUGGAUCCUAGGAGAACAUGGAGACACCAGUGUGCCUGUGUGGAGUGGGACUAACGUAGCUGGGGUCAACCUGCAGACGUUAAACCCGGACAUCGGCACCAACUGUGACAGUGAGAACUGGAAGGAGACCCACAGGAUGGUGGUGGACAGUGCUUACGAGGUGAUCAGACUGAAGGGUUACACCAACUGGGCCAUUGGUCUAAGUGUAGCUGACCUGACAGAGAGCCUCAUGAGGAACAUGAACAGGGUUCACCCUGUUUCUACCAUGGUGAAGGGCAUGUAUGGCAUCAGUGAUGAGGUGUAUCUGAGUCUGCCCUGUGUGCUGAACAGCGGGGGUGUGGCCAGUGUGAUAAACAUGACCCUGACAGAUGAAGAGGUGGCCCAGCUGCAGGCCAGUGCCAGUACACUGUGGGACAUCCAGAAGGACCUGCAGCAUCUCUAGAUGGUCAGCAGGAGGCACAAAUACCUGCACGUCACCUACAGUAAUAUCACUUUCCUGUUGCUAAAAGCACAUAGCUCCACCUUCUGUCCACUGUAGAUUGAUGGGUGUAUGUAUGUGGCUUAAUCCCAUUAGAUUUAGCUGUAGAGUCAGAGUGUGUACACGUUGGCUCACUGGAGACCAAUUGUAACACCAGCUGAGUUAAACGCUGCUCAGUUCAAAUUCAGCUCUUGUUCGGCUGGGUAGUUGUCUGGAUUUCCUACCCCUUCAUUAAUUUAGCCAUGUUUACAGUGUAUUUAAUGUAAACUGGUUGCUUAAGUUGUGGAAAUAAAACAAGAGAAUGUGGAAACCAAUAGUGACAUUUGG
Monopterus albus (swamp eel) is the source of this 1650-nucleotide messenger RNA. RefSeq names its product lactate dehydrogenase Bb (gene ldhbb). The record is from RefSeq and is a predicted model, not a curated record. The transcript is spliced from 8 exons. Gene Ontology annotation, biological process: pyruvate metabolic process; lactate metabolic process. NCBI's taxonomy places the organism in Eukaryota, Metazoa, Chordata, Actinopteri, Synbranchiformes, Synbranchidae. Gene Ontology annotation, molecular function: L-lactate dehydrogenase (NAD+) activity. Gene Ontology annotation, cellular component: cytoplasm. The coding region runs from base 148 to 1287 and encodes 379 amino acids.